Messenger RNA from Spodoptera littoralis (African cotton leafworm), 1092 nucleotides. The record is from the annotation of a GenBank genome assembly. NCBI's taxonomy places the organism in Eukaryota, Metazoa, Arthropoda, Insecta, Lepidoptera, Noctuidae.
AUGUCGGAUAUUCUCAGGCCUCAAGUGAAAUGGAUAGAAGGCAGAUGUUACAGAGUUAAUGAUCCUGCAGUCGAUACAACUACUUUUCAUGAACAUGACUUGUAUGAAAAUGAUAUGACUUAUAAUGACACAAUUGAUGAAGAUGAAGAAGAAGAUGAUUUUGAAGUUGUCAAGGUGGACAAUUCACGAUAUAGUACUAAGUUCCACGUAUCCAAACAUUACCUUGGAUCAAUAAUUGGCAAAAAAGGUGCAAUUAGGAUGAGACUUGAAAGAGAUACCAAGACAGAUAUCAAGAUACCGAGACAAGGCCAGGACGGUGAUGUAGCUAUAUUUGGACCCACGGCACAGAAUGUCAAGGCAGCUAGAAGAAGAAUAAACAUGAUAGUGGUGUCAUCGAGGAUGAAACAAAAAUAUACACAUUUUAUAUCAAUUCCCAUGAACCAUACAGAUGUACAGAAGAGGUUUGAAGAAUUUAAGGAGAGUGUUAUGCGAGAAUGCCCUGGUCGGGGUCUUGAUAGUUCUUUGUUCAUCCAGCCUAGUAAAUUGCAUCUUACAAUUGGUGUCAUGUGCUUAAUGGACAAUGAGGAGAGGUUGUUUGUAUCCAAACUACUUACUGAAGCUAAAGAAAAAAUUAUCAUGCCCAUAUUGCGAGAUCAUUUGCCAUUAAAGAUCAGAUUAAAGGGAUUGUCUUACAUGAACGAUGAUCCUUCGCAGAUAGAUGUUUUGUAUGGACUUGUGCAGGAAGAGGGAGGUCCACAGGGCUUGAUACAACAGAUAGCUGAUGGCUUAGUACAAUAUUUCAAUAAAGCAGGAUUUAUGAAGGACAAUGAAUAUGAUUUAGAAAACGUGAAAUUGCAUGUAACGUUAAUCAAUUCGAAGUAUCGGGUGCGUUCAGAAAGUGCUAGUUUGGAAAAUUCGGAAUCAAAAAGCACGAGACAACAGAGGGAAUCUUUUGACGGUAGAGAUGUGCUUCAAAAAUUUGCUGACUACGACUUCGGAACAGUCGAGUUGACGGCUGUUCACCUGUCUCAGCGGCAUACAAUGGGCCCUGAUGGAUAUUAUCAACCAACUUGUGUUGUCCCGGUUCAUUAA